AUGCGUCUAUCCAGCCUUCCAACUGCCCUUCUGGCAUUCGCCGGUGCUGCCCAAUCUCUAGCAGUUGAAAAGAGGGAUUUGCUUUCGGAUCUUCAAAACCAGGCUCUUGAAAACCUCAAGGCUGCGGAGAAGAAUGGUACUCUCGAGAAAAGAGGUAGCUGCUCUAUUUUCAAUGCGUCCGUUCGCAAGGAUUGGGCUAUCAUGAGUGCGAAAGAGCGAAAAGCAUACAUCAGUGCCGUACAGUGCAUGUUCGAUGCUCCAUCUCAAUCCGAUCCCGCCUUAGCACCUGGUGCAAAGACCCGCUACGAUGACUUUGUCGCACAACAUAUCAACCAAACGUUAACGAUCCACGGAACCGGUAACUUCUUGAGUUGGCACAGGUACUUUGUACAUGGCUACGAGAAGGCGCUGCGAGAAGAAUGCGGAUACAAAGGCUACCAGCCCUACUGGAACUGGUUCGCCCACACGGAUGACCUGACCAAGCACCCUGUAUUUGAUGGUUCAGCGACAAGCAUGGGCGGCGAUGGAGAGUAUGUGAAGCAUAAUGGAAGUGCAGGCGGCAAAGGCACGAUUGCGCUGCCUUCUGGCGCAGGAGGUGGAUGCAUAAAGGAUGGUCCGUUCAAGAACUUGCAAAUCAACCUUGGUCCUGUCUCUCCAGCAAUGGCUGGUGAGGUACCCGUUAAGUCGCCACUCGAAUGGAACCCACGUUGCGCAAAGAGAGAUCUCACCUCCUACGCAUCCUCCACAUGGAUGACUUUUGAGAACCUCUACAACGUCACUCUCGGUACAGCCUCCAAGAACGUUGGACGCUUCCAAGACGAGCUCCAGGGACGUUUCCCUGACGGCUUCCUCGGCAUGCACGGCGCAGGCCACUUCGCAAUUGGAGGCGAUGGCGGUGAUGUUUUCAGCAGCCCCAACGACCCUGCUUUCUUCCUACACCACGCAAUGGUCGACCGCGUAUGGUGGCUUUGGCAGGCGCUGCAUCUCGACCAGGCCAAGUCCGUUGCUGGCACCAUCACCAUCUUCAACCAGCCACCCAGCCGUGACGCUAGGCUUGACGACCCUAUUGAGAUGAACUACCUCAAUCUGGACCCUACAACUAUCGAGGAUAUGAUGAGCACGCUGGACGGAGAGCCGCUGUGCUACAUUUACUUGUAG
Messenger RNA from Alternaria novae-zelandiae, 1158 nucleotides. RefSeq lists its product as uncharacterized. NCBI's taxonomy places the organism in Eukaryota, Fungi, Ascomycota, Dothideomycetes, Pleosporales, Pleosporaceae. The transcript has 3 exons. Gene Ontology annotation, molecular function: oxidoreductase activity. The record is from RefSeq and is a predicted model, not a curated record. Bases 1 to 1158 code for a protein of 385 amino acids.